Messenger RNA from Chanos chanos (milkfish), 801 nucleotides. RefSeq names its product interleukin 6 (interferon, beta 2) (gene il6). Gene Ontology annotation, cellular component: extracellular region. Gene Ontology annotation, molecular function: interleukin-6 receptor binding; cytokine activity. Bases 1 to 801 code for a protein of 266 amino acids. Gene Ontology annotation, biological process: cell differentiation; immune response. The record is from RefSeq and is a predicted model, not a curated record. Lineage: Eukaryota; Metazoa; Chordata; Actinopteri; Gonorynchiformes; Chanidae. The transcript has 5 exons.
AUGUCAGUUACAACCCUCAACAUUCUGGGAAUAAGCAAAGUUGUCUUCCCUCCUAUUUACAUCCUGCCCCUCAGUGUGCCAUGGGUCAAAAUCUAUUGCAUCAUGAACUUGCUGAAUCUCCAUUUGAUCGUCGCAGUGAUGUUCGCGGCGGUUGUUCAUCUCAGCCAUGCAGUACCGGUCCUCAGUGGUGCUGGGGAACUGUCCGAAACUUCAGGAGAAGGGUUUCCAGAGAUCUCUAGUGCCUCAGAUUUAACUAUCAACUGGCAUGCCAUUGCAAAGAAGUUGCACCAUGACGUCCGCACACUGAAGAAUGAACAGUUCGAGAGGGAUCUUGUGAAUAUCACGUCCUUGGCGGUUAACAGUGACUUCACUCCCCUCAUCAAGGCAAGCGAUGGUUGCCUCUCAAAGAGUUUCAGCGCACAAAAAUGUUUACAGAGGAUUUACAGCGGUUUACAAGAGUACGUGGUAUAUAUGAACUACGUAGAACGAGAGAACCUCACAGAAACCCUGGUCAACGACGUCAAAGUCCGGACUAAUAACUUACUACAAAUAAUUAAAAACAAGCUGAAGGACUCCCCACAGACACAGCUAUCACAGAUUGAGUUGCCUGAUGGCUCAGCGUGGACUCGGAAAACCACAGUGCACUCAGUCCUUUCCAACUUCGCAACCUUCCUGACUGACACAAGUCGGGCCAUUCACUUUAUGAACAGGAACUCGGCGAAUGAAAGCUUUUUGGACAAGAGGCACAAAGGGAGGGCCAAUAACCAGCAGUCAGCCAAACAUCAACUUGACCAUAUGUGA